AUGAACCAGGAGAAACUCGCCAAACUGCAAGCACAAGUGCACAUUGGUGGGAAAGGAACUGCUCGCCGAAAGAAGAAGGUGGUUCAUAGAAUGGCUACAGCAGAUGAUAAAAAACUUCAGUUCUCCUUAAAGAAGUUAGGGGUAAACAAUAUCUCUGGUAUUGAAAAACUGAAUGUGUUCACAAACCAAGGAACAGUGAUCCACUUUAAACCCCAAAGUUCAGGCAUCGCUGGCAUGAACACAGGCUAUGCUGAGACAAAGCAGCUGACAGAAAUGCUACCCAGUAUCUUAAACCAACUUGGUGCAGAUAGGCUGACUAGUUUCACAAGACUGGCUGAAGCUCUGCCCAAACAAUCUCUGCAUGGAAAAGCACCACUUGCUACUGAAGCAGAUGAUGAUGAUGAAGUUCCAGAUCUUGUGGGGAAUUUUGACGAAGCUUCCAAGAAUGAAGCAAACUGA
Lutra lutra (Eurasian river otter) is the source of this 459-nucleotide messenger RNA. RefSeq names its product transcription factor BTF3-like. Lineage: Eukaryota; Metazoa; Chordata; Mammalia; Carnivora; Mustelidae. The transcript has a single exon. The record is from RefSeq and is a predicted model, not a curated record. Gene Ontology annotation, cellular component: cytosol; nascent polypeptide-associated complex. Bases 1 to 459 code for a protein of 152 amino acids.